GUCUAUAGACAAGAGAAGGGGUUUACAGAGUUCAACCAAUCAUAUAACGCCGGGAUCAGGUUGCCAGGCAGGUUAUGCUAAUGAGACCCCGCCUUUUAUGCUGCUCCCACUCUGCGGCGGGAAGAACCACCUGGAGGUGGCGGGGGGGGUUGAUUUCCAUCACCCCUAGGGAGAGAGGAUCGGGGACCCGCUGAUCUUCCAGCUCCCCUCACCCAACGUCGUGUGCCCAGGACGUGGAGCUGUCCAGGAGGGAAAGGAUGGACUCCAAAGACGACAGCUCACACGUGUGGCCUACAUCUGCAGAGCAUGAAGAGAGUGCUACACAGGUGCACUUUGUUCCUGACGCUGGGACUGUGGCUCAGAUUGUCUACACUGAUGACCAGGUUCGCCCGCCCCAGCAGGUGGUGUACACGGCAGAUGGUGCCUCUUACACUUCCGUCGAUGGUCCGGAGCACACACUGGUUUACAUCCAUCCUGUGGAAGCUGCGCAGACUCUGUUUACAGACCCAGGCCAGGUAGCUUAUGUCCAACAGGAUGCUACAGCCCAGCAGGCCUCGUUGCCAGUGCAUAACCAGGUGUUACCUUCCAUUGAGAGCGUGGAUGGCUCAGACCCCUUGGCCACCCUGCAGAACCCUAUGGAUAGACUGGAUGCCAAAGAGGAAGAGGAUGAGGAUGAGGAUGAGGAGACUGAAGAAGAGGAGGAGGACGAGGGCGAAGACACGGACCUGGAGGACUGGGAGCCAGACCCACCACGGCCCUUCGACCCACACGACUUGUGGUGUGAAGAGUGUAACAAUGCCCAUUCCUCAGUGUGCCCAAAGCAUGGCCCCUUGCAUCCGAUCCCCAACCGGCCUGUACUCACCAGAGCGCGAGCAAGCCUGCCCCUGGUCCUCUACAUCGACAGGUUCCUCGGAGGAGUGUUCUCCAAAAGGCGUAUUCCCAAGCGCACCCAGUUUGGCCCUGUGGAGGGGCCCCUCGUCAGGGGGUCCGAGCUGAAGGACUGUUAUAUCCAUCUAAAGGUUUCUCUUGAUAAAGGGGACAGAAAAGACAGGGACUUACAUGAAGACCUCUGGUUUGAGUUGUCUGAUGAGACCCUUUGUAAUUGGAUGAUGUUUGUACGUCCAGCGCAGAAUCACCUGGAACAGAACCUGGUGGCUUACCAAUAUGGCCACCAUGUGUAUUACACAACAAUAAAGAACGUAGAACCCAAGCAGGAACUUAAGGUGUGGUAUGCUGCAUCCUACGCUGAGUUUGUGAACCAGAAAAUUCAUGACAUUUCUGAGGAAGAAAGGAAAGUUCUUCGAGAGCAAGAGAAGAAUUGGCCCUGCUAUGAAUGUAACCGCCGGUUUGUAAGCUCGGAGCAGUUGCAACAGCAUCUCAAUUCUCAUGAUGAGAAACUAGAUGUGUUUAGCAGAACGAGAGGCAGAGGAAGGGGACGAGGCAAGAGGCGAUUUGGCCCGGGUCGACGGCCAGGGCGUCCUCCAAAAUUUAUCCGCUUGGAAAUAGCCAGCGAAAAUGGGGAAAAGUGUGAUGACGGGACGCAGGACUUGCUGCAUUUUUCCACCAAGGAGCAGUUUGACGAGGCUGAGCCAGCUACUCUGAAUGGGCUGGAUCAGCCAGAGCAGACCACUCUCCCAAUCCCUCAGCUGCCACAGGAAACCCAAUCUGCUCUGGAGCAUGAGCCGGAGACUCACAGCUUACAUCUGCAGCCUCAGCACGAGGAGACUGUGCUGCCCACCCAGAGCACCCUGACGGCUGACGACAUGCGCAGGGCCAAACGUAUCCGGCUGGAGCUGCAGAAUGCAGCUCUUCAGCAUCUGUUUAUUCGGAAGUCCUUCCGGCCCUUUAAAUGUUUGCAGUGUGGAAAGGCCUUCCGUGAAAAGGACAAACUGGACCAGCACUUGCGCUUCCACGGGCGGGAGGGGAACUGCCCCUUGACCUGCGAUCUCUGCAACAAGGGCUUCAUCAGCAGCUCCUCCUUAGAGAGUCACAUGAAGCUCCAUUCAGACCAGAAGACUUACUCUUGCAUUUUUUGCCCAGAAUCCUUUGACCGCCUUGAUUUGUUGAAAGAUCACGUGGCCAUUCAUAUUAAUGAUGGCUACUUUACCUGCCCAACUUGUAAGAAACGGUUCCCAGAUUUUAUCCAGGUGAAAAAACACGUGCGAAGCUUCCACUCAGAAAAGAUCUACCAGUGUACAGAGUGCGACAAGGCCUUCUGUCGUCCAGACAAACUGCGACUCCAUAUGCUUCGACAUUCAGACCGCAAAGAUUUCCUGUGCUCUACAUGUGGGAAACAGUUUAAACGGAAAGACAAACUACGGGAGCAUAUGCAGAGGAUGCAUAACCCUGAGAGGGAGGCCAAGAAAGCUGACCGUGUUGGCCGAUCCAAGACGUUCAAGCCUCGUAUCACAUCCACCGACUACGACAGCUUCACGUUCAAGUGCCGUCUGUGCAUGAUGGGCUUCCGGAGGCGAGGCAUGCUGGUAAAUCACUUAUCAAAGAGGCACCCAGACAUGAAGAUAGAAGAGGUGCCAGAGCUAACUCUACCCAUCAUAAAACCCAACCGGGAUUACUUCUGUCAGUACUGUGAUAAGGUUUAUAAAAGUGCCAGCAAGCGAAAAGCUCAUAUUCUGAAGAACCAUCCUGGAGCUGAGCUCCCACCCAGCAUUCGGAAACUCCGCCCUGCAGGCCCUGGGGAACCAGACCCCAUGCUGAGCACCCACACCCAGCUCACAGGCACAAUAGCCACCCCUCCUGUCUGCUGUCCUCACUGCUCCAAACAGUACAGCAGCAAGACCAAGAUGGUACAACACAUUCGAAAGAAGCACCCAGAGUUUGCUCAGCUCCCUAACACCUUACACACCCCCCUGACAACAGCUGUGAUCAGCGCUACUCCAGCAGUUCUAACUACAGACAGUGCUACUGGGGAGACGGUGGUGACAACGGACCUGCUCACCCAAGCCAUGACAGAACUGUCCCAGACCUUAACAACAGAUUACCGCACACCACAAGGGGACUACCAGAGAAUCCAGUAUAUUCCUGUGUCACAGUCCACAUCUGGUCUUCAGCAACCUCAGCACAUACAGCUUCAAGUGGUACAAGUGGCUCCGGCCACUUCCCCCCAUCAGUCCCAGCAGUCCACGGUGGACGUCGGCCAGCUCCACGACCCUCAGGCCUACACCCAGCACGCCAUUCAGGUGCAGCACAUUCAAGUCACCGAGCCCACUGUGUCCGCCCCGGCUUCCCAGGUAUCUGGGCAGCCACUGAGUCCCUCCUCCCAGCAGUCUCCGCAGGGGCUCAGCCCCUCGCACAUACAGGGCAGCACCUCUGCUCAGGGCCAGGCUCUCCAGCAGCAGUCCCAGGGUUCCUCUGUCCAACACACGUACCUGCCCAACACCUGGAAUUCCUUCCGUGGCUAUUCAUCUGAGAUUCAAAUGAUGACGCUUCCCCCAGGUCAGUUCGUGAUUACAGACAGUGUUGUGGCGGCACCUGUCACCACCGGCCAAGUGAAGGCGGUUACUCCGGGUCACUAUGUGUUAUCAGAAAGUCAACCAGAAUUGGAGGAAAAACAAGCUUCUGCCCUCUCUGGGGGAGUCCAGGUUCAGCCAGCCACACCCAGUGACUUGGACCCCCAGACCACCAGCCAACAGCAGCCCACACAGUACAUCAUCACCACCACCACCAACGGGACCGGGAGCAGCGAGGUGCAUAUCACUAAACCUUAAAAUCCGUCCUUGAGCUAGAAUCAAGCAUCACAACAUGUCCUUCCUCGUUCAUAAGUCUGAAAGCCUCUGACACGAGGAACUCUUUUUUAAGGUUUAUCAUUCAGUCAAGAGUUCGGAAACCAUGGUUUUGGCACUCAGACAUACACCGGGACUUAUUUUAUCAGUGUCAUCUUUACCAAAUUGACUCUUCAAACCCUCGGAGUUUCUGUCACAGAAUGGAGAUCUUUCAGAGGAGUGCAGAUUUCAAGAUGGAGAAACUUUGCUUAGCUCUUGAGUUGGUUUUUUAACACAUUGAUAAGCCUUACUUUUCCUUUGUGGAAAUAUUAAGUGGUGUAUUGUGUUUGUACCAAAGGUGAAGAAAAGAUGUGCCAAGUCCAUGGCCACUGGACUGCUUCAUUCCAAGCCAUGGCACCAAAGGAGCAGGAGCAUUUUCUGGGCAUGUAUUAGGUCAGAACUGCUUCAUCUUGUGAGUUUGUGCUUUCAGUAAUUUAAUGAAGGAAGCCAAUUGUGUAUGAAAAUAAAAAUGAUGGAAGAAAGGUUUGACAGUAAUGCUCUGAAGGAAAAACUGUCAUUGAAAUGUUUAAUGCUGAUUUAAAAAGAAAAACUUGCCUUUUUGGGAAAAACUGUUGCUGGGCUAUGGGUAUCAGUGGAUGCUGGCCCUCAACAGAUUAGGCUAGAACUUCACGUUCGGAUAGAUUUUACUUUAUUACUUCACAGUGGCAGGCUCCAUGUAAGAGAAAGGGUUGCUUGAGGUCAGCAAAACUUAAGCUCCUACAUUAAAGCUUUGCCUCCCAUUUUCUGGUUGUGGUUGUAUCAAGAAGGAGGUAUUGGAGAUAUCGGUACCAAGAAAAAUUACUAAAACAAUUAUAUAUCUAUAUCUAUAUAUGGAUAUAGAUAUAUAAAAUGAAAAGCACUGAAACCUUGUCCUGCCUUGCAGGAUCUGUCAAACAUUCUUCAGUAAAGGAUGGGUUCAUUGCUCUUACCAGGUGUACAUCUAGCUCUUGCUCACAGUGUUCAGUGUAUUUUAGUACUUCUCAUGCUGUCUUAAAAUGAACAUUCUUUAAGGUUGGAUGGAAAGGUGGCCCUUCUGAUUUCUUAACACUUUUAACUUUAAACAUAUUGCAAUUCAUCUGGACCUUUUGGUAAGAUGUGCACCUUUACACUUAAGGGAAAAAAUGUGGGGACCAUUUAUAAUACAUAGGGUAAUUAUAAGGGAUCUAGAGGAAAUCCAAUCUUUAUGAAUAUUACACUGUUAGUUGGGAGAGGGAAAAAAAAUCUGCCUCAAUGAGAGUUUUUCUUAUAUGUGUUCUUGUUUGGAGUCUUGUUAACUAUGAGUUCAGUGGGGAAAAAUAUUUCCCUUUUUUUUACUGUGCAUUCCAAUUUUACGCGUAAGACAUUGCAGAAGCCAGUCUGUAUUAACAACCUUUUGUGACAUACUGACACAUUUUUAGAGUU
Manis javanica (Malayan pangolin) is the source of this 5180-nucleotide messenger RNA. NCBI's taxonomy places the organism in Eukaryota, Metazoa, Chordata, Mammalia, Pholidota, Manidae. The record is from RefSeq and is a predicted model, not a curated record.